GGACGUGCUCAGAGGCGGGGGGAUGUGGCGGGCGGCUGCGGGCAGCUGGAUACAAAGAGUCGGGCGGCGGCGCCUCGUUACAUUUGUAGCCGCGCAGUGAAACAUUGUGGCUGCGGCGGGACAGGGCGGGCAGAGCCGGCGCUUCCGUGAGCCGCGGGCGGCGGAGGAGGGACGGGAGAGGUCGGCGGCGGCGGGAGCGGGAGGGGCGACGCUCUAACCCCACGUGUGUGUGCGCUGCCCGGACCGGGCCAGCACCCAGCGUCCGGGCCAGGAUGCCCAAGAAGAAGCCGGGACCCAUUCAACUGCACCCGAGUCCCGAUGGAUCCGCGAUCAACGGCACCACUUCCGCAGAGACAAAUUUGGAAGCUCUGCAGAAGAAGUUGGAGGAACUCGAGCUGGACGAACAGCAGCGGAAACGGCUGGAGGCGUUUCUGACCCAGAAGCAGAAAGUCGGAGAGCUGAAGGAUGACGACUUUGAGAAGAUCUCGGAGCUGGGCGCGGGCAAUGGAGGUGUCGUCUUCAAAGUCUCCCACAGACCGUCUGGCCUAAUCAUGGCCCGAAAGCUGAUCCACCUGGAGAUAAAGCCGGCCAUUCGGAACCAGAUCAUCCGAGAGCUGCAGGUCCUGCACGAGUGCAACUCUCCCUAUAUCGUGGGAUUCUAUGGAGCUUUCUACAGUGACGGGGAGAUCAGCAUCUGCAUGGAGCACAUGGAUGGUGGAUCAUUGGAUCAAGUGCUCAAAAAAGCAGGAAGAAUUACAGAGCAAGUCCUGGGCAAAGUGAGCAUAGCUGUUAAUAAGGGACUGGCCUACCUACGGGAGAAACACAAGAUCAUGCACAGAGAUGUUAAGCCUUCGAACAUCCUGGUGAAUUCCCGUGGUGAAAUCAAGCUUUGUGACUUUGGGGUCAGUGGGCAGCUGAUUGACUCGAUGGCCAACUCGUUUGUUGGGACCAGGUCCUACAUGUCUCCGGAAAGACUCCAGGGGACACACUACUCUGUUCAGUCUGAUAUCUGGAGUAUGGGCCUCUCCCUGGUGGAGAUGGCGAUCGGCAGGUAUCCAAUUCCUCCACCUGAUGCUAAAGAGCUUGAACAAAUUUUUGGCUGUCACAUGGGUGAAGACUCCUCCUCCGACCAGAGCAGUCGACCACCUGGGCGCCCUGGGAGCUCUUUUGGUGUGGACAGUCGACCUCCAAUGGCGAUAUUUGAACUGUUGGAUUACAUAGUCAAUGAGCCGCCUCCUAAGUUACCAUCUGGAGUUUUCACUGAUGAAUUCCAGGAUUUUGUGAAUAUUUGCUUGAUAAAGAAUCCUGCAGAGAGAGCAGACUUGAAGCAGCUCAUGGCUCAUUCUUUCAUCAAGCGAUCAGAGGCGGAAGAGGUGGAUUUUGCAGGCUGGCUGUGCACAACGAUUGGCUUGAAGCAGCCAAGCACUCCGACGCACACUCCCGCUAUAUGAGUCACCCAUGCCGCUAAACCACUGUUCUGUCUUUGUGCAGCAAACUGAUGGAUGUUUCUGCUGAUGUUACCUCAUCAUAACCCUCUAUCCCAUUAUAUAUUUAAAGAGAUGUAUUUACAUUUUUAAAGGAAUAAUGUCUGUUAAAAUUGUCAAAAUUUAACUGCCCCUCUUAAAUUUUAGAAUUUGCCAAUGGGAAUAGGUAGCAAGUUGAUCUUACUUACGGCUCAGCGCCAACAGGGAAUAAGUUGAGGGUAAUCAGGUAACUUUACAGGGAUGGUACUAACCUAUUGUACACCCAAUGUUGUGGAUAACUGGGAAACCCCUGCUACUUGCAGGGCUAUAACUCAUUUUAAAGAGUCUGCUGGUCUCUAGGUGGCACUUACAGAAUGCUCUGAAUACUUAUUAAUGUAUACACUGCACUGCAGCUAGAGAAACUGGAAUUGCAACUUAAAUGACACAUUCUCCCUAAUUUAUUUCUACUGCAACCCUUGUUCUCUGCUCACUAGUGUAACUCCAAAGCCAGGAGUUGGAUAGGUGGAAGAAACUGAAAUCAGUACUCUUACCCCAAUGACCAUCCACCUCAAAACAGCCAGACUGAGUAGAAGAUUAUAGAUUAUCAGCAGGAAAUCCUUGAGAGCCUGGGAUCAUUAAGAGGGUAGAACUUGUGCUGCAACUUCUGACACUUGCCUAUUGGGAUUUCAACAAACUGGAGGUGUGUGGGUGCCAUUGCCUUUACUACAUCAUUUGAAACCAACUGGUGCAGCUAGCCUCUAGCACCAUUUAGUUGCUUUCCCGCAAAGGCAGAACUGGUAGGAUUUCUGCCUGAUGGCUUGGAGCAUAACAGCUCUUGCCUGGUUCUUUGGUAAAAGGGAUUGAUCUAAAACCUGUUCACUUGCUUGAGGAAAGCCCAGUUCGGAGGGGCAAUCAUAUGCUCCUGUUGCUGGUUUCCUUCUCCUUCCUGAUGGCUGAUUGUUUAGUUCAAGAUGAAGCCUGUGCCCAGUUAUUUCAAGGUGUGCAGUUUCUGCAAAAUUCAUGCCCAGAUAUUUCAUAUCAGGGCAAAAUUGAAUGAAUUUGUGCUACACAUUGUGGAUUUUUCAAACUGGCACAUUACAUUCAACAUCUUUGCUUCUGUACACCUUUACACAGGUUUAAACUCCAUUUGCAUGGCCCAGUACUGGCUUCAGAACUGACCCCUGCAUCAAGUAGGAAUUUAAGGGUGAUAAAUGUAUUUAGUUUCUCAGGCUUGUGCAUCAUUAAUCACUCACUUCUACUGACAACCUCUUUAAUGAAAGUCUCUCCUUUGCCUCUCUUCCGCCCCCCCCCCCCCCCCCACCCCCGGCAGAAACUUUAGACUAAACUCAGUUAUAGUAGAGGAGAUUGUUGUAUGGCUUUAAUUCUGCUCAUGUAACAAGAGCAUUACAACGUAAAAGGCAAAACACUGUGGAUAUUGACAAUCUGAAACAAUGUUGGAAAUGUGUGACCAGCACUGGAAGAUAUAGCAAGUUUUAAGCAUGUGCAGAAUGAGAAAUAAGUGGAGAAGGGAAUUGUAAUACAAGGGAUGAAUGAGUGUAAUGGGUGUGGGUGUAGAGGAGCUGUAUCACCAGUUGCUGUCAGAAAGUGGUAAUUCAUUGAAUGUGGAAGACUGUAAAAUUAUCAAAAGGUGAAAAACUAUUGUUUAACACAAGGCAGUGAUCAGAAUUAAGCUAUCAAAAAAAAAGCUUGGGGUAUUACAUAUGGAAUACUAAGUCAAUGUGGGGAAAAGUAAAUCAGUUAAAGGAUGGCACUGUACCACUUUGAAACAAGAAAUAUACAGGCUCAGUCAUUCCCUAAUUUUACAUUCGGGUAUUAAUGUGACCACCUCUGCACGUCCAGUGGAAAAUGUGCACUUACCUGGGUGAUUUUCUACCAUUUAUGAAGCUGAAAGAACAAAUUAAGCUGGAUUGUAAAAUGGAAGAGCAUUAAUUUCUUAAUGUUUAGUAUUUAUUUAAGUCUACAGAGUUUAAGCUUUCUGGGAUAGCUGGUGUAUCAGUGAGUUUAAAUUCAUCUGUUGUAUUUGCAAAAAGUACUUCCAAUUACCCUAUUUGUGAAGCAGAUGAAAAUUUUACAUUAAGGUACAUAAACUUGCACAGACAUGCAGUAGUAUGUCAGCUGAGGGUAUCACAAAUUCGUUUUGGUAAAAUUAUCUGAGACAGCCCAAGAUGGACAAGCCUGUUUUUAUGAUUACCUUGUCUAGAAGAAUGUUUAAGGCCUCCUUUACUGGUUUGAUAGAACGUUUUGUUCUCACAGUAAAUGACAUCUAAACUAUCCCAGAUGUAUCAACCAUGGAGCAGAUAGGAUCCUCAUGCAUGUGUUUUAAAAUCAAUAAAUUGUACCUGCUAAGCAAUUAGCAAAACUUUUAGGACUUUAUAAUCCCUUAAAGCAUAUUAUGAUUUGUAGUUAGUGAACAGAUAUUGUACCUUGAGUAAUCAGCUGCAAUAGCCAUAAACUGGCUAUCCAACUCAAUGGCUGUAGAUUCUUGCUCUGUCAUUACUCUGGUGCCAUUGAGAAUUGGAUAGCUCUAUCGACCAAGUUAAAUUCAGGACAGAUAUACACUUGGCUUAUCUGGGCAUUGGCAGAUAAGGCCAACAGAUUUUGAACCUCCUUUAUCCCUUAGUUUUUCAGAUUAUUCCCCAGGCACUCAACUAUUCAAAUGUGUACAAGAUAUUAGUGCUCCAUUUCAUUGUUCUUGAUCUUCACUUGGUGGAAAGUAGCACGGAAAAUUGCAGUAUUGACAUAACUCACCUGCACUAUGCUGCUGAGGCUUUGUUCCCCUGCCACUCCUUCACUAGGAACCUCAACAAUCCACCUUCUACAGAGAACUUUUGUACUGAUGUUUUUGGAAAAUCAUGAUAACAAAUUGGAAACUUAAGGAUCAGAUGUGCAGUGCACAAUCAGACACUCUUUCUUUAAGACCAAGUGUAACCAGUGAGAAAAUAUUGUUGACUGCUAAAUUGGUGUGAAUCAAGUGUGCAAUUCAAAACCCUCUCAAUCUGUGUUCCUGCUAAAGUUUUCACCAUUAAAGUCCAAUGUUGCAAUAAA
Messenger RNA from Pristis pectinata (smalltooth sawfish), 4529 nucleotides. It is a transcript of the gene map2k1, whose product is annotated as mitogen-activated protein kinase kinase 1. The transcript has 11 exons. The coding region runs from base 273 to 1451 and encodes 392 amino acids. The record is from RefSeq and is a predicted model, not a curated record. Gene Ontology annotation, biological process: protein phosphorylation. NCBI's taxonomy places the organism in Eukaryota, Metazoa, Chordata, Chondrichthyes, Rhinopristiformes, Pristidae. Gene Ontology annotation, molecular function: ATP binding; protein kinase activity.